Helianthus annuus (common sunflower) is the source of this 1819-nucleotide messenger RNA. RefSeq names its product endoglucanase 24. The coding region runs from base 84 to 1676 and encodes 530 amino acids. The transcript is spliced from 6 exons. Gene Ontology annotation, molecular function: hydrolase activity, hydrolyzing O-glycosyl compounds. The record is from RefSeq and is a predicted model, not a curated record. Gene Ontology annotation, biological process: carbohydrate metabolic process. Lineage: Eukaryota; Viridiplantae; Streptophyta; Magnoliopsida; Asterales; Asteraceae.
UUGUCUCCACUAACAAAAGGCACAACAUGCCGGCAACUAAACACCCUAUAACAUGCUCAACAAAUAACUGAAUCAACUUAUUCAUGGAAUCUAAAACAAAAUUAACUUCUGAUUCAAGUGAGUGGCAUUGGUGGCUGUUAGUGGCGGUGAUCGCUGUUCUAGUCGUCGGAGCUGCGUCCAUUACUAUAUGGAGAGACUUCCAUGAGCUUCGCCACAAGGUUCCUCGGAUUCGAAGGCCGCCUGGUGGUGUUAUGCAGAAAUAUAGUGACGCUCUUCACGUUUCUACCCAAUUCUUCGAUGUCCAGAAAUCUGGUAAACUGGAGAACAAUCGGAUUAAAUGGAGAGGAGAUUCAGGGCUAGAAGAUGGAAAAGAUGACAACCUUGAUCUAUCAAAAGGAUUGUAUGAUGCCGGGGACCACAUGAAAUUCGGUUUUCCGAUGGCUUUCACGGCCACUGUUCUGGCAUGGUCAAUCCUAGAAUACGGUCAACAUAUGGAAGCAGUUAAUGAGCUUAAACAUGCUCAAGAAUCACUCAAAUGGAUCACUGAUUAUCUCAUUAAUGCUCAUCCUUCUGAUAAUGUCCUCUACAUUCAGGUGGGUGAUCCAGAUAUAGACCAUAAAUGCUGGGAAAGACCUGAAACUUCUACGGAAAAAAGACCAACAAUCCAAGUGAACUCCUCAUAUCCGGGCUCAGACGUUGCUUGUGAGACUGCGGCCGCAAUGGCCGCCGCAUCUCUAGUUUUCAAGAACCAGGAUUCCGGUUAUUCCAAAUUGCUUCUUGAUCAUGCACAAAAACUGUUCGAGUUCGCUAAUAGUUAUCCAGGAGUUUAUAGUAAAAGCAUCCCAAGUAUACAAGAUUAUUACAAGUCUUCUGGAUUUGUCGACGAACUAUUGUGGGCCGCGUCGUGGCUCUACCACGCCACUGGAGACGGCUAUUACAUCGAUUAUGUCACCGUAAUGCACGGAAAUGCGUUCGCUAAUUGGGGUAACCCGACAUGGUUCUCUUGGGACAAUAAGUUACCCGGGAUACAGGUGUUAUUAUCGAGGGUAAAUUUCUUCGGCACGAACACUCAGAUAUCAAUCAUAGAAAAUAUGAACCUUCAAAUGUACCGAAGAACUGCCGAGGCUCUUAUGUGCACGGUUUUAUUGCCACCACCAACGAACAAGAAAACUAACGGUGGUCUAAUAUGGGUCAACGAGUGGGAUUCGUUACAAUACGCCAUUGGUAGCGCGUUCCUAGCAGUGGUUUUUAGCGACUACAUGUUCGCAUCCAAGACACCAUACUUAUAUUGCAAUGGGAAGUUAUACGAGCCGAUGGAUGUUCGUGAAUUAGCUGUUUCACAGGCUGAUUAUGUGUUGGGAAAUAACCCGAUGAACAUGAGCUACCUAGUCGGCUACGGGCUUAACUACCCUCAAUAUGUGCACCAUCGUGGUGCAUCGAUUCCAAUAGAUGCGAAUACAAGUUGUCACGACGGUUUCAAGUGGCUUAACUCGACAAAACCUAAUCCUAACCUAGCAAUCGGGGCGGUUGUUGGUGGACCAUUCCUCAAUGACACAUACAUCGACUCACGAAACAAUUCGAUGCAAGCCGAACCCACGACCUACAAUAGCGCCUUCUUUGUCGGCCUUUUGUCAGGAUUAGUUACUUCAUCUUCUGUGGUUAUUUCUUUCACAUGAUACAAGUAUUUUUAGGUGGUGUAAAUAUUAUUCUAGACAAGGGUUACAUGAAUAUGGUGUGACACCAUAUUGUGAAAAUAUACGGAACUUACGGUAUACACACUUCUGUAUGGUUAAACAAUAUGAAAUAUAUAGACACGUUG